Messenger RNA from Botrytis fragariae, 855 nucleotides. RefSeq lists its product as uncharacterized. The record is from RefSeq and is a predicted model, not a curated record. Lineage: Eukaryota; Fungi; Ascomycota; Leotiomycetes; Helotiales; Sclerotiniaceae. Bases 1 to 855 code for a protein of 284 amino acids. The transcript has a single exon.
AUGACAAUCCAUACUCCAAAUCCCGCGCAAAAUAUCUACAAUGCUCCCACACAACCCGCAUACGCACUUCAGAGUGGCAAUCGCAAUCGCACGAUCCCUAUCCCAUUGGAUCAGGCACAAGGUUCAGUUCAUGGAUCUGCAGAUAUGGGAGGUGCAGUAGGAACACAGUUGGGAAGUGCUCAGAAUGUUAAUGUUAGUGGUAGUGGAGGGGUUGUGGCGAGUGCGCGGGCAGCCUCGGGACAGAGUGCUGCGAGGGCGGCUAUUCAGGGUCGGAAUCUAAAAAAGGGGUGUGGAAAUAGGGGUGGGAGUGGAGGUGGAACUUCUCGGAAUGUGAGUGCGGGAUUGGGAAUGUAUGCUCAGGCUCAACCUCAAGCUCAAGGUCAAGCUCAAAAUUUACAUACUCCAGUUAAUUAUGUGCAUCCUUAUGUUCAUCCGCAAGCUCAUCAUCUUCAAGCUCAUCAUCCGCAAGCUCACAAUCCACAUCCCCAUAACCCAAUGAACCACAUCCAACCUCUUGUCGGAGGAGUGUUCGGUCCACACACUCCCCACAUUCCUCGCGCAGGACGUGUAUUACCUCCACUCGGUCCCUACAUCCCUCGCACAGGAGGUGCACGUUUUCCUACGAGAAACCUCGGGGGCAAUAGACCAGCUUAUGGACCACUACAACCACUACCGGGCUUACCAGUUCCAUUUGGGUAUCCUCAGGUUGGAAAUGAAAAUGCAAGACGAAUGGGAUUUGGAAAUGGGGGUAUGAAUGUGAUUGUGAAUGGGUGGGAUAGUAGAUGGGAUGGGAGUGGUGGCGAUAGGGGACGAGGAGCUGGUCCAAGAGGUGGUAGAGGUAGAAGAAGAAGAUAG